CGAAUUGAUCAGUUUAAUUGGAUACCGUCGGUCCGUUCGGACGUGUUUUUUCGCGACAGCGGUUUUCCCAAGGAGAGCUCCUCCGAGGACUACUUGUGAGUCUAGGAAGUGUGUAUUGUGCAGCCGCAGAUAUUUCCGUUCCAAUUCCGACGAAGGAUUGUUCCGUGUGACGAGGUGAUUCCGCUACAUACAUUUAGGCUGAGAACGCCGAAAAUUUAAAUUUGCGCGUUCAGUAUUGCUGAUUCGAGUGAUAUGAAUCAGCCAAUCAGUGCGUGUGUGUGUGUGUUUGCUGCGUAGGGUCGGAACGCCCCUUAGUGAUUGAAAUCAUUUGAAAUUUACACACGGAUCGUGGAAGGAUACGACAUUGUGGUGUAAGAGAGUGAGGGAGGAAAGGGAAAAAACAAAAAAGUGAUUGUGGCGGCAAAAUCCGCAUAACACAAAUUGCUGAUUAACCCAAUUGCGUGUUGUGUUUAUCACGGAGGAAAGUGUGCAAAAUAAAAAAGGUAAUUGAUGAGUUUUGGGGACGAAAGUGAGCUCAUUCUGAUAUGUUGUUAUGUUUGGUGACACAACUAACAGUGCUAACAUAUUCGGCGCAUUAAUUCAAAACUUCGUCAGCUUGUGAGAUCAAUUUGAGAGGCGGUAGGAAAUAAAAACUUUUUUCCCUCACCGAGGCAACGAGCGAUGCUGAGUUGGUAGCUAAAAAUGUAAAUACACAGGAGGGACAUCUCUCGACGUCCGGAACACAAACAAGAUUGCCUCACCAAGAUAGACGUCAUCGCCGUUCAAGUGGUAUCGAGCGGCGACAGUAAAAACCACCCCCAGUUACCAUAUUGAUUGUUUAAUGCCAACUCCCGAAUUCCGUCGGCGAAGAAAGGAUCGAGCCUGCCGGCGUAACUGCCAGCGCGUGAGUGAAUGUAAACACAUGUGUCACUGAGGUGGUUUCAUUAUUUUUUAAUAUUUACCCCCGCCUGAAAAACCCCACUGUGGUCUGUGUGUGUGUGUGUGUGUGUGUGCGCGUGAAAGCAAACAAUCAGAACCUCUACAUAUAUGGGCGAAGAGAGUAUUCACACCAGGAAUGAUAUCUCUCCUCCAGCAUCGAGUGGAAAACGCGAAAGUUACCUUUAUUUCGGGCUCCGCUUUUUGUUUCGAGCGAGCGCUAAGUGAAAAUUUAUAACGCUUCGGUGGAGCGCCGGCGAAGAGCCUUUUUUCGCAGGAAAAGCGUCGCGCGAAUAAAUUAUUCAGACGUGAGACGUGAAAAGAAAGUAGCGCGAAAGUAAACAAAGCACGUGUGCGUAAUUUUGGAAAGUGAUUUCCUCGGAUCCCCGCCGGGGGUAAGGAGAAAUAAAGUAAUUAUUCUACCAUUCAGCUUUUUUUGUCUUCGAGUGUCGGAAGGUUCACUCGAAACACACACACACCGCUGGAAAAGCUGGAAACUUUCCCUUCGAGACUCACGCCAUCGAGAUUUUAUUGUAAUUAUGUGAGAAACGGGUGCGUGUUUCGGUGAGAGUUUUUCGGUUCGGUGAAGAAACGUCGAGGAGCCUCACAUCCCGGCGGCAAAGAGAGGUUUUCCGUAAUGUGAAAGGACAUUAGCCGGUGGAGAGAAGAAGAAACUGGCCGGAAAAGGUUCGUUUUCAGGUUGAAUCGUGACCCGUCACACAAAAGUAUUCGAAAAGCACGAAACGGAAAAGCCACCCAAAUGUCGAAUGCAUGAAACAUAAUGGAUUACCUGGGCAGCCUAAAAUGGACCUCUACAGACGAUUGAAGGUCUUCCCGGUCGUCGCCUUAACAUGGGUAUGCUUCGUUGCAAUAUGCUGUGUUAAAUUGACGGAGGCGAGAAUAGGAUAUUUCUGGCAUAUCACGGAUUUGCAUUUCGAUUCGUACUAUACCACCAACGGAGAUAUAUUCCGAAGUUGUUGGAAAAACGAACACCACACAAGUGCAAGCAACGUGAAGCGGCCAGGAACCUUCGGUGAUUACAUGUGCGACAGUCCAUGGAGUCUGCUCGAGUCGGCCACGCAAGCGAUGAAAUCCAAACAAGGCGAUAACGUCGAAUUCGUGCUGUGGACCGGCGAUGGCUUAUCACAUUCGGCCAAGCGGCUGCACGAGACCAAUCGACUGGAGCUGCUGAGGAACAUCACCGAGCUGAUGAGUCGCACCUUCCCAUCGCAGUUCGUCUUCCCGGUCCUCGGCCACGAGGAUGGCAGCCCCAACUUUGUACAGCUGGGCGAACUGUGGCGCCACUGGUUGCCACUGGAAGCUUUGCAGACGUUCGAAAAAGGCGGUUAUUACACAAUCGAGCAGACCAAAAGCCGUUUGCGGAUAAUAGCUUUAAACACAAAUUACAUGCGCCAUGACGCCAAAUACUCGCAGUCGCAUUCGUCGGCCGUGAAACAGCGACCGGACGGGUCAAUCCACUAUACCGGUGGCAUGGGUUAUGGCCCGUACGACCGGGAUCACCACAUGGGUCUCGGUAAGCACUACCAUCGGGACUACAGUGCGUCGGGGGGCGUGGGGAGCCCUCCCGGCUACAAUGUGUACAGUGAUAGGAGAAAUAGCUAUAGCAGCAGUAGUAUUGUAGAUGGCAGCAGUAGUGGAAGCAGUAGUAGCAACGGUGGUCACGUCAGUGCAUUAUCGGGAUCAAGCAGCCACGAGUCGGAGAAGCAGUGGGAGUGGCUGGAGGAUGUGCUAGCGAAAUCUAGUAGGAAUAAAGAAACUGUAUAUAUAGUAGGACACAUACCACCAGGUUCGGACGAGCGUCACAUUGGCCACACGAUGCCGUACGGACACACGAGCUUUACGGAGAAGAACAACCUGCGCUAUUUGCGGCUGGUGAAGAAGUACUCCUCGAUCAUUCAGGGACAGUUCUUUGGCCAUCUGCACUCGGAUUCGUUCCGGGUGGUUUACAGUGACAACGGAACGCCCGUCUCGUGGAUGAUGAUUGCACCUUCGAUAAGCCCCCGGAGGAUGGGCUUGUCAAAUAAUCCCGCUAUGCGGUUGUACAAGUUUGACACCGAUACAGGCCAGGUUUUGGAUUACACCCAGUAUUAUCUGGAUCUGCAGCAAGCAAACCUAAUCGAGGAAGCGGUGUGGCAACCAGAGUACAACUUAACGACGUAUUACUACGGGCUUGGUGAGGUAUCAGCUAUGGCGCUCCACAACCUGGCUGAUCGAUUCAACCAACCCGAUGACACGCAGUUCAUGAAAUACUACCGGGCCAACUCGGUUCGCCACACGACGCAGCCCUGUGAGGGCGCCUGUCUGCUCAAUCACUACUGUGCCAUAACACGACUGGAUUAUCGCGAUUUUCGCAAUUGCCUGGAAACGGCCAUGGCGUUGGCGUCCAAAAACAGUGCCACUGUCUGCCGAAUUGGUGGCUUCGGUGGCAUCGGUGGCGGCGGAAUGAUCAUUCCUCUAAUGGCUCUUCUCAUAAUGCUCAUCGGUGGCUGCUGCUGGUCUCCGUCUGUUGUGGAUCAACUCGAAAAAGCCCUCUGCUCGCUGCUAAUCAGUUGCAGUGGCAGCAUAGCCGCGGCUCUGGUGGUGACAUGUGCGUCACUCUCCACCGUUGUUAGAAGCUCAUCAGCGUUUCCCACGGAUCGGUGCCACUAGAAAAUUUGACGUGAUUUGCUUAUAUUGGUGGUUAUUUGGUGGGCUAUAUCGUGUGCGAAAGUGUGUAAGCGAAAUAUUUGAACUAUUUAUGAAUGAUAAGAUUUUUUUUUUCUGUUGGGUUUGUUUUGCCACACUCCGCUAACUCUUACUUCACAGCCGAGGCGAUAGUCGAUGUGAAACAUGACCGUUAUCAUGGGCCGCUGUAUUACCGCUUGGCAUGACGGCCCAUGAACGGAACGAGAGCCUGAAACAACAGCGCGAAAUAAAACAAGGCUUCCGUGGUUCUGGUCGGGUUCGGGGGCUCUCGGAAAAAAUUAACAUCGAUGUCGGACAAUGGAAAAUUUAAACAAAUUUAUGCCAGCAAUUUUUUGUUGAACGAUAACGGAAAAGUGCCAGACUGUGGGAAAAGGGGAUUACUGCGGCCUUGCUGCUAUUAGCGAUGGCUUUCGAUUCAUUCCUCCCCUGUUCCUGUUGCUUUCCUGUUCCGAUGUGCGUUGGCACCCCACAUAUAUUGGGAGGCUCACAUUUCAGCCCGGAUUCACACGUGCCCGCCUGUUCGGUGAACGAAAACGCAAAAAAAACCUCUCGCACUUUCCCAACCAGAUUCCGGAUGGCGAACUUAUAAAAACGUUGCGUGCGUUUUCGUAUUGUUUUUUUUUUCAUUUACGUCCAAUCAUCGUGUAUUCGUAAUCAUCAUUAUCAGCAUCAUCGCCAACGGUUUCGGGAGCCCCGGUCAGCAUCCAGCCGAACUCCAGCCACCAUAUCCGAAGGAUCCAGAGGGAAUAAAGUCGCUUCACUUCUGUUUGUCCGCUGUAAUUGGAAUGUUGAUUCUCAAGGAUUGGGAUUUACAUUUUGUUGUUUUCCCGUGUGCUUCCGAGCGCGAUCCCGGCCAAUCCUCGCGAGGGUUGAUAUGUUUUUCGUUCUGUGGCUUUAUUUGGUUUCAUCCGGAUGAUUGGUAGGUCAAAAUGGGAGUAAUGGUGAGUGAUAGUUUUUGUUUUUGUAUGUUUGCUGCAACUUAUUCCCCACACAAUUAGAUAUUUUGAUGGGAUCAUUGGUAGUCCAAACACAGCCAAUCGAGUUUGUUCAAUUAAUUUUUUCGAUCGACAGAAGAACACGAUCUCGGAUUUCUAAUCGUUAAUGGAUUCUAUCUGUGAAGUAGAACUUGCUUCCACAGUUGCUAUUUAAUCCAUUUGACUAGUUUAUUCACUUCCAAACCAAUCUAAAAUUGUUUUCUUAUUUCACAACAUUUCAUUUGAGCACAUCAUCAACAUAUCCGAUUUGUGCCAUCUCUGUGUUAGGUCCGACAUUUUCCAUUGUAGAUCAUUGUGUUCUCCAGAACAUUUUUUCUCCAGAAUGAUUUUUCCAUCCACUCGAGCGCAAGACAAAUUCCACCAAAUAACGAAAGCGCAUCCCUCCCCCUCAACCCGCCCAAUUGGGCAUUAUUCUCCUGGCGCUGGAAUUCCCAACUACAUUCCCGAGCCAAACCCAACAACACCCCCGAAGAAAUUGAACUGUAAUUCAAUCCACCCCUCCCUUUCCGUGUCGCGCCCUCGGAAGAAGAACGGCGAAACAUUUAUGGCUUGGAACGCAAUGAAAUUAAACAACCACACGCGAAAAGGUUUCAUCGGUCCGUAUCGCGGGCCCCGAGGGGUAGCGAGGAGUGAGGAAGGUGGCGUGCAGCAAAAAAAAGUGGCUCAUAAAUCUUGCCAAUGGGUUUUAGGUGAACGGGAAAUACUGAAGAAAACAGUGAAAAAAAAACCCACACCAAUUGCAAUCGGGAACAUAAAGACAGAUAGCGGGUGGAAGGAAAGCAGCAGGAAAAAAAGCUUAAGUAAACAGAAGGCGGUCGGUCAAUGGACGAAAGAGCUGAAAGCGGUGGGUUAUGGGGAAGGCGGACAGAAAAAUAAACGUAUCGACUGAAAAUUAAACAGCAGAUAUAAAUUGUUAAAUAAACACUCGGGAAAGAAGAAAAGUUGAUUCAGAUAGCGGGGGAUAUGAAAGGGUGAAUGUAGACUUUAUUUUUUUUUCGCUGAAAAAUAAAGAAAAGAAAUUCAAUGUGAUAAAAAAAGAGAUCGAUUAAGAGCCUAAAAAAUGAACAGUGUGAAAUGAAUGAAGUGGGAAUGGUUGAAAAUGUAAUUUUUACAACGACUGGCGAUAAACAUGUAAAAUAUAUAUGAUACUAAUUCAUCGUUUAGCAUAAUGAAAUCUUAAAUAAUUGGGAAGCUUAUUUUUGUUAGGGUUUCCUCGAAACGAGCGAAAAGUGUAAAAGAUGUAAAAUUAGCUAAAUGGGUAAGUGCGCGUGUAUAAAAGUAUUAUUCGCGUGGUAUUCGUCGGGAAAGAGAGAAAGCGCAAGAGAGAGAGAGGGAAGAGCGGGAAAAACUUAAAACUUAAGGAAAACUAGGACUAACAGAAAUCACUUAUACCAAUUUGUUGACUAUUUGAAAGCGAUCAUAUUUUACAUCCCAUUAACUAGAAUUUUAUUAUCGAACCCAUACAAACCAAAAACAAAAACAAAAUGGAGGCACGAUCCAAAGUCAUGUGACGUUAUUUAACAUUAUAGAUGAGUGGGAAGCUAAUUCUCUAAUCAGCGCUCAUUCAAGGAUCGAUAGUCGCGCCCUCUAGGAAAGCAUGAAAUAGCAAAUAAUUAUUCAACAGAAAUUUGACGAUAUGUCCGCGAGUGGCAGAAACAACAUGUGGGCAUACAACAACAAAAAAAAGAACACUUAAGUAAUC
This is a messenger RNA of Toxorhynchites rutilus septentrionalis, 6339 nucleotides long. Its product is annotated as acid sphingomyelinase-like phosphodiesterase 3b. NCBI's taxonomy places the organism in Eukaryota, Metazoa, Arthropoda, Insecta, Diptera, Culicidae. The transcript has 10 exons. The record is from RefSeq and is a predicted model, not a curated record. The coding region runs from base 1708 to 3606 and encodes 632 amino acids.